Messenger RNA from Lineus longissimus, 2221 nucleotides. Its product is annotated as zinc finger HIT domain-containing protein 1-like. NCBI's taxonomy places the organism in Eukaryota, Metazoa, Nemertea, Pilidiophora, Heteronemertea, Lineidae. Bases 86 to 547 code for a protein of 153 amino acids. The record is from RefSeq and is a predicted model, not a curated record. The transcript has 4 exons. Gene Ontology annotation, cellular component: Swr1 complex. Gene Ontology annotation, biological process: chromatin remodeling. Gene Ontology annotation, molecular function: nucleosome binding.
AUUCACGUCACAUCCAAGCAAUUGUUGUCUCUACGGCAUAUCACGGUCAACACGGAGCCCAAGUUUAUCAGCAGUAAAAAACAACAUGGCGGACCAAAGACAAUCUGGGCGUAUCAAAGAUGUGCAGUCUCGUCGAAUUUUGGAUGCAGCAGCCCGCAGAAGACGUCAGCGAAAGGCGUUGGAAGCUUUGGAACAGGACAACUAUCAGGAUGAUCCUCAUGCUGAUCUCAAGAUGAGCAAGAAGGCACCAAAGUUUGAAGAGUCAAUGGAUACAACCAAGAAGAAGAAGAAGAUGCGAAGUGACUUCAUGAAGUAUAGAAUGAAGAGAAAUUUCUCAACGCUUUUAGAAGAAGAGCAAAUGAAUGCACGAGAACCACCAAACUACUUCACAGCUGGCGUACCUCCGUCGAGACUACCAGAACGACAUUUUUGCGCGGUGUGCGGAUUUAUUUCGAACUACACAUGUGUUGCUUGUGGUGCUAGGUACUGUUGUGUGAAAUGCUUAGGAACGCAUCAGGACACGAGGUGUUUAAAAUAUACAGCAUGAUUCGUUAUCCAUUAAUCUUGGAGUUUAAUUUGGAUUAUCGAGUAAUUCACUGUCUGAAUUGGACGUGUGUGACAUCUUGGAAUAUUUGAAGGGAGAUGACAUGUAUCUUUUAAGGAAUUGAGAUCACAGUUGUCGUAUUGAUGUCACUUAUACGUGUACAAAAAAUGGCAAAGUUGUAUGCAUGCACUAGCGCUGUGUGUUAUUCAAUCUCCAAGCCUCGCUAUUGGUAAAGGUUGCCAAGUGAUAUACAAGCACUAUUAAUGAAUGUAGAUUUGGCCUCACCCAGUUUCAGAGGCAAAUUGGAGCUCAUCCCUCAUUGGGAGGUUGAGUGUUAUUGUGCAAACAUAGCUCACUUGUACCGAGUUUACUUCAAAUUUUGAAAGAAGUUGAUUGAAAAUAUCUGUGUAGGUUGUAAGGUGUAAGUUGAUUGAAAAUACUUAUGUUAUUGAAUCUAAAGGUUUGAAGAUCAGUGACUGCACUUAUAUUUAAUCAGAUGAUAGAAACGCUAAUUAUAUUCACAAAUUAUAUUUAAUCAGAGCGUACAAGGAAGGCCUCCUAUAUUAAGCAACUGACGAGGUCAAUAGAGGGGUACACUGAACAAGACCCUGAGCCUGCCACUGGUGAAACUCUCGUCCACCGUCGUUUAUCCCAUCAGAGAAUCAUAUCUACUGUCGUUUGUGUGGGAAGAUGGCUUGUGGCUGUGCUGAAUCUGUUUUGACUAAAGCAAGUUAUUAUCUCUAUUGAUUCCCUUUGUUUGAUACUGAUUACCUUCAAAAGGCAUGAAAACCAUUCAAUUACGGGACCCACAGUAUGAAAUUAGCUUAGGCGUCAGUGGCGCUGUCUCGCGGCAGAAAAUUGAACUGAAAUCUUCGUCCAAAACUCUCAGUUCCACUUUCUACCGCUAGAUAGCACCACUGUCGCCUGAGCCCCUUUCCUAUGAAAUUUCGCAUGUUUUUAGGGCUUUUGCAUGAUUUUUGGUAUUGCCAAUGACAUAAGACACAGGGUGGGGGCCCUUUAACUGUAUUUGCAUGUACUAGUCUUGGAAAUAACCUCGACAGAUCUACAAUUUUUAUUCAUUUUCUUUGUGUCUUGGACAAUAUUUUAAAACCUUUGAUGACAGUUGUGAUAAUGGACUGGAACCUAGGCCUACAUCCAAGCAAUUGUGGUAAGACUUUUCAAGUCCCAAAGUUGUAGCUUCCAUUAAAUUUGACCUCUCUAAUCAGGACACCACUUACCAGUCCCAAGAGUGUCCUUGAUAGAGCGAUUCUACUGCACUCCUUUAUUUUUGUUCCCAAAUCCAUUGCUGUACUUGCCACUCCAGAGCCAAACAAAGCUAUGACCACCAAUACAGUCCCAUUCAUCAUCCCGAUCGUCCUUCGUCUAUGUACCAGGCAAUAAGACAAGGCCCGUCCAUUGCGUCUGGAGUGUAAAUGGGGCAUCUGAAGCUAAUUAGAAUUAAGCACUCCAAUGAAAUGCUCUUCUUCUGUAUUAAAGGGGACUUGGGGCUUCACUUCCCUCCAAGGGACAAUGUCACAACCUACUCAACACCAGCUUGAGCAGAGGAGUACCACAGGUUGUGACAUUGUCGCUAUCAACUCAAAGCAUUACCAGAUUAUUCAGGAGAAAGCAUUUCUUCUGCAGCUCUUAUCUAACAAUGUAACACCAUAAACAUUA